Vitrella brassicaformis is the source of this 1804-nucleotide messenger RNA. The record is from the annotation of a GenBank genome assembly. NCBI's taxonomy places the organism in Eukaryota, Vitrellaceae.
AUAUCUCCAGCCCUCCCCCUUCCAGACAAUGGGGAACUCCCAGGCUGGGCAUCAUGAAGCUGCCCCCGGCGCUUCAUCGAUGCCCUUCCCUGAGGCCCCUCACAGCCCCCAUGCAGGCGGCGGUGAGUUCUGUCCAGUGCCUGCACCCGCCCACCCGCUCCCCGAAGACAUACAGCCGAUGUGGGACCGUCUGAUGGCCCUGGACUUCCACUCGCUCAUCUCGACGGCUCUCUUCAAGAAGGGCAUUUCCAAUGCGCCCGCCCUUCUGCGGGACUGUCUGAUGCUGCUCAUUGUCAAGAACAGCCAUGGUGAUGACCCUCAGUGCGAAUUGUCGAUGCCGGCAGCUGUGGAUGAGGUGUGGCACCAGCUCAUUUUGGUACGAUGAGAGAAGAACAUGGGGCAAACCGUCUCUGUGACGCUGUUGGGUGUGGCCUGUCUGUUCGCAGGACACGACGCUGUACACGGCUGUGUGUGAGGCCAUCGGCAGCAAGGGGCUGAUCCGGCACAAUCCCUAUGGCGAGUUUGAUAGUGAGGAGGACAAGACGGCCCGCCGCAACGCGAUGAAGGGCAAGUUUCGGGAGGUCAUGGGCUUCGAUUAUGUCGAGUACGCCUUUGCUCACGCAUUUUCCGUCUGUUCAUCUCAGUCUCUCAUUGUCUGUAUUUCUUGAUCAUCAGGCAAGAAGGAUUUGGUAUAAUCGCACAGGACAAUGCCGACGAGAUCACUCCGCAAAGGUGAACAGACAAGAGGGAAUAAGCUGGCGGUCUUUUGGCAAGGACUCGUCUCUGUUGCUGCUGCUGUGCAGCCAUGACAACCGCAACGGUUACCAAGGCUUCAGAGUUCUCGUCAAGACUCUGGCGGGCAAGACUAUAUCUCUGCCCGUAUCCGCAAGCACCACCGUCCCAGACCUACAGGAGAUGACUCGCAUCAAGGAAGGCAUCCCAGUGACGGCACAGCGGCUUGCUUUCGGCGGCAAGCAGCUGGGAACGCUUGGCACCCUGGCCGACUACAAGAUAGAGCAUGGGGCCAUCAUUUUUCUGCUGCUGCGGCUCCCGGAGCCUGACGUCCCGAAGCCGGGCGUCCUCUCUUUCAAGUAGGCGGGAAUUGGCCAUUCACUGUCGCCCUAAGUUAGGUGUCAUUAAUGGUCUUUGUUCUGUAGACAAGAUGGCUCCUGCACCAUGGCUCAGACACUCGAGCGUUUGGGCACUCCAAACACGGAGGCAGAAAGCCCAUACAACGGGCAAAGAACGAAUACAUACAGACGUAUGUCUCUUCCUGUGCUGUUGCCGCUUGCAGGGAUGCCACCCAAGACACUCACCGCGGGUUUCAGAUAUUCUGCAAGACGUUGACGGGGGAGAACUUGACCCUCUCAGUCUCCCCAACGACAACAAAGGUGGCAGAGGUCAAGGAGAUCAUCCGCAUCAAAGAGGGCAUCCCCGUGGCCGAUCAGCGACUCGUCUUUGCCGGCAGACAGCUGGAAGACGAUCGCACCCUGGCUGCGUACAAUAUCCAGAAGGAGUCGACCAUACACGUAUUGCUGCGGGUCAGAGGCUGCUAAGCGGCCAUGGCCGCCAUGAUUCAUGGCUGGCCUCCGACGUGUCUCUGUUUCUUUUUCGUCUGCAUGCUCAUCGGGUAGGAGAGAGAUAGCACAAUGGGGGGCAGGAGGGGGGCGUGACAAUGGGUGCACACGGACAUUUUCACACAUCAUUCGCGCGGCGCGGUAGAAGAAGGGACACCUGCCGACGUUGUCAAACUGAGGACUGUCAGUCUGACUGACACUUAUGUCGAUCAACAGCGCUUCGCGAU